This is a messenger RNA of Drosophila subpulchrella, 1578 nucleotides long. It is a transcript of the gene Cyp309a1, whose product is annotated as probable cytochrome P450 309a1. The transcript has 6 exons. The record is from RefSeq and is a predicted model, not a curated record. NCBI's taxonomy places the organism in Eukaryota, Metazoa, Arthropoda, Insecta, Diptera, Drosophilidae. Gene Ontology annotation, molecular function: iron ion binding; heme binding; oxidoreductase activity, acting on paired donors, with incorporation or reduction of molecular oxygen. Bases 35 to 1555 code for a protein of 506 amino acids.
UGGUGGGAAUCAGGUCGGUUUGUUGGGGGUGAUCAUGUUGACCCUAGUGGGUUUGUUCUUGACCUUUGUGCACGUGUCCUUCGCUGGGAUAUAUUUUUACCUCACUUGGCACCACAAGUAUUGGAAAAAGCGUGGUGUGGUCACUGCCGAACCACUGACCAUUUUGGGAACCUAUCCGGGCAUUCUAGUCAACAAGAGCCGCAGUCUUAUACUCGAUGUUCAGGAUGUCUAUAAUAAAUACAAAGGUAAAUACAGGGCUGUUGGAACUUUCAUCACUCGACAGCCGCAACUUCUCAUUUUGGAUCCCACGCUGGCCCAUGAGGUUUUGGUGGACAAGUUCAGCCAUUUUCGGGACACCAUAACCAGCAGUUUUGUGGGCCACAAUCCAGAUGAGAAAUACGCGGAGAGGUCGCCCUUUUUCAGCGCUGGUGAGGAGUGGAAACGAAGGCGUACUGAAAAUGCGGGAGGAUUAACACCCAAUCGACUGAAACAGGCCUUCACCAUUUGGGAGCAGAGUGGCCGGAAGCUCGUGGAGUACAUAGAAAAGGCGAGGCGGGAAAAAGGCGAUGUCAUCGAAACUAGAGAUCUAUCCUAUCGUUUUACGGCCGACACAAUGGCGGAUUUUAUAUGGGGCAUUGAUGCGGGUUCACUUAGCGGCAAAGUUGGAGAGAUCGGGGCCUUCCAGAAGACCUCCACGGACUGGACCGUCUAUGCCUUUAGCUCGAUGAUCCGAUUCAACAAGAGUCUGGUGGCCACCUUUGUGCGAAAACUGUUCGGCAUGCGAUUUUUCACCAAGGCUUCGGAGGAGUUCUUCCUGCGAUUGACCCAGGAUGCAGUGAAACUCCGGCAAGGUGGAUGUACGGAGGGUCGCACGGACUACCUAUCCCAUCUCAUCCAGCUGCAAGAGCGGGGAAAUACCAUUCACGACUCCGUGGGUCACGCCCUCACCGUUCACUUGGACGGAUACGAAACCUCCGGAGCAGUUCUCUACCACAUGCUCUAUUCGCUGAGCGAGCACCUCGACGAGCAGGAAAAACUGCGAUCGGAAAUACUAGAUGCCUUGGCCUCCGAUGGGAAUAUCAGCUACGAAAAGCUCAAUGGCCUGCCCUAUCUGGAGCAAUGCUUGAAUGAAUCUCUUCGACUGACCACUCCCAUUGGGUUCUUUAUACGGAUCUGCACAAAGCCCACCCAGCUGGACUUGGGCAAUGGGAAAACCGUGGACUUGGAACCAGGCACUACAGUGAUGGUCCCUGCCUUUCAGUACCACCACGAUGAUGACAUCUAUCCGGAGGCCAGUGAAUUUAGGCCAGAUAGAUUUGAGAAUGGAGCAGCGAGUGUCUUUAACAAACGUGGAUGUUAUCUGCCCUUCGGUGAUGGUCCUCGCAUUUGCUUAGGUAUGCGAGUGGGUCAACUGAGUGUUAAGACUGCCAUCGUGCACAUCCUUUCCAAUUAUCUGGUGGAGCAGACCAAAAAGGUGCCCCUGGGCGCAGACACCGGCUUGGGGAUCUUCCUCAAUGGCGAUGUCGAACUGAAAUAUACAAAAUUGAAAAUAUAAAAAAGGAACCUUUUUUGUUGCAA